Piliocolobus tephrosceles (Ugandan red Colobus) is the source of this 4106-nucleotide messenger RNA. RefSeq names its product DExH-box helicase 30 (gene DHX30). Gene Ontology annotation, molecular function: DNA helicase activity; RNA helicase activity; ATP binding. The transcript has 23 exons. The record is from RefSeq and is a predicted model, not a curated record. Bases 566 to 4033 code for a protein of 1155 amino acids. NCBI's taxonomy places the organism in Eukaryota, Metazoa, Chordata, Mammalia, Primates, Cercopithecidae. Gene Ontology annotation, cellular component: nucleus; intracellular anatomical structure; cytoplasm.
CCGCCUGCACCGCCGCCGCGCCCCAUUGGGCCGGGUACCGGGGCAUCCCGGGUGCCUCGAGCGGCCACAACGAGCCGCAAGUGGCGCCAGGCUCAACGCCCGCGGAGGAGCGGUGCCGCGCGCGGCAGGCGGGUGCCGUGACGCCGGUAGGGGAGCGUCGGAACGGCGGCGGGACUUCCGCCACGGGACCCGGAAGGGGCCGCGCCGCCGCUGCUGGGAGUUGUAGUCCGGCCGUGGUUGGGGGAGCCGCGGCUCAUGCGCGGUGCACCGAGGCUUGUUUCACAUCUGUAACAACAGGAGGAGGCCCAGCCUCGUGAUGAGGAAUAGCAAGGAGAGAAUUCAGCUCCAGUUCAAAAGCCUACAAAACCUGAGACUGUCAUUGCUUUUAUAAGGAUUCCAGCUUUCCCUCCUGGCCAGAAAUGUUCAGCCUGGACUCAUUCAGAAAAGAUCGGGCCCAGCACAGGCAGCGUCAGUGCAAACUUCCCCCACCCCGCCUUCCACCCAUGUGUGUCAACCCUGCCCCUGGAGGGACCAUCUCUCGAGGCUGAACGUUAACAUUUCCAACAUGGCAGCUUCUAGGGACCUAUUAAAAGAAUUCCCACAGCCCAAAAAUCUUCUCAACAGUGUGAUUGGAAGAGCCCUCGGCAUCUCACAUGCAAAAGACAAACUAGUCUACGUGCACACAAAUGGACCGAAGAAAAAGAAAGUCACACUGCACAUAAAGUGGCCCAAGAGCGUGGAGGUAGAAGGCUAUGGCAGCAAGAAGAUCGAUGCUGAGCGGCAGGCUGCAGCUGCGGCCUGCCAGCUGUUCAAGGGUUGGGGUCUACUGGGUCCCCGGAAUGAGUUGUUUGACGCAGCCAAAUACCGAGUGCUCGCUGAUCGCUUUGGCUCCCCUGCUGACAGCUGGUGGCGUCCUGAACCCACCAUGCCCCCUACUUCCUGGCGGCAGCUGAAUCCGGAGAGCAUUCGGCCAGGGGGACCUGGGGGCCUAUCCCGCUCUUUGGGCCGGGAAGAAGAAGAGGAUGAGGAGGAAGAGCUAGAAGAAGGGACCAUAGAUGUUACCGACUUCUUGUCCAUGACCCAGCAGGAUUCCCACACCCCACUCAGGGACUCAAGGGGGAGUUCCUUUGAGAUGACAGAUGAUGACAGUGCCAUCAGGGCUCUGACCCAGUUUCCACUUCCCAAGAACCUUCUGGCCAAGGUGAUUCAGAUUGCAACGUCAUCCUCCACAGCUAAGAAUCUCAUGCAGUUUCAUACUGUUGGCACCAAGACCAAGCUAUCUACACUCACCCUGCUCUGGCCCUGCCCCAUGACCUUUGUUGCCAAAGGGCGCCGCAAAGCAGAGGCUGAGAAUAAGGCGGCAGCCUUGGCCUGCAAGAAACUGAAGAGCCUGGGCCUGGUGGACAGGAACAAUGAACCGCUUACACACGCCAUGUAUAACCUGGCCUCUUUGCGUGAGCUGGGUGAGACCCAGCGCCGACCGUGCACCAUCCAGGUGCCCGAGCCCAUCCUCCGCAAGAUAGAGACCUUCCUGAACCAUUACCCUGUGGAGAGUUCAUGGAUUGCCCCAGAACUCCGGCUGCAGAGUGAAGACAUCUUGCCCUUGGGCAAGGACUCAGGGCCUCUCAGUGACCCUAUCACAGGCAAGCCCUAUGUGCCCCUGUUGGAAGCAGAGGAGGUACGUCUCAGCCAGAGUCUGCUAGAACUGUGGCGGCGGCGAGGGCCAGUCUGGCAGGAGGCCCCCCAGCUACCUGUGGAUCCACAUCGGGAUACCAUCCUCAACGCCAUUGAGCAGCACCCGGUGGUGGUCAUCUCUGGGGACACAGGCUGUGGGAAGACCACACGCAUCCCCCAGCUGUUGCUGGAGCGCUAUGUGACCGAGGGCCGCGGUGCCCGCUGCAAUGUGAUCAUCACCCAACCUCGCCGUAUCUCUGCUGUGUCUGUGGCACAGCGGGUCAGCCACGAACUGGGCCCCUCCCUGCGCCGGAACGUGGGCUUCCAGGUGCGGCUGGAAAGUAAGCCCCCAGCCCGAGGUGGGGCCCUGCUCUUCUGCACUGUGGGUAUCCUGCUGCGUAAGCUGCAGAGCAACCCCAGCCUGGAGGGUGUGAGCCACGUCAUCGUGGAUGAGGUGCACGAGCGGGACGUGAACACAGACUUUCUGCUGAUCCUGCUCAAGGGCCUGCAGCGGCUCAACCCGGCCCUGCGGCUGGUGCUCAUGAGUGCCACAGGGGAUAAUGAGCGCUUCUCCCGAUACUUUGGUGGCUGCCCCGUCAUCAAGGUGCCUGGCUUCAUGUACCCAGUCAAGGAGCACUACCUGGAGGACAUCCUGGCCAAGUUGGGCAAACACCAAUACCUGCACCGGCACCGGCACCAUGAGUCUGAGGAUGAAUGCGCACUCGAUUUGGACCUUGUGACUGAUCUGGUUCUGCACAUCGAUGCUCGUGGGGAACCAGGUGGGAUCCUGUGCUUCCUGCCUGGGUGGCAGGAGAUCAAAGGAGUGCAGCAGCGCCUCCAGGAGGCCCUGGGCAUGCACGAGAGCAAGUACCUCAUCCUGCCAGUGCACUCCAACAUCCCCAUGAUGGAUCAGAAGGCCAUAUUCCAGCAGCCUCCAGUGGGGGUGCGCAAGAUUGUCUUGGCCACCAAUAUUGCGGAGACUUCCAUCACAAUCAACGACAUCGUGCAUGUGGUGGACAGUGGGCUGCACAAGGAAGAACGCUAUGACCUGAAGACCAAGGUGUCCUGCCUGGAGACAGUGUGGGUGUCAAGAGCCAAUGUGAUCCAGCGCCGGGGCCGAGCGGGCCGCUGCCAGUCAGGCUUUGCCUACCACUUGUUCCCUCGAAGCCGGCUGGAGAAAAUGGUCCCUUUCCAAGUGCCAGAGAUCCUGCGCACGCCUCUCGAGAACCUGGUGCUCCAAGCGAAAAUCCACAUGCCUGAGAAGACGGCGGUGGAGUUCCUGUCCAAGGCUGUGGACAGUCCAAACAUCAAGGCAGUGGACGAGGCUGUGAUUUUGCUCCAGGAGAUUGGGGUGCUGGACCAGCGGGAGUACCUGACCACCCUGGGGCAGCGCCUGGCUCACAUCUCCACUGACCCCCGGCUGGCCAAGGCCAUAGUGUUGGCCGCCAUCUUCCGUUGCCUGCACCCGCUACUGGUGGUGGUUUCCUGCCUUACCCGGGACCCCUUCAGCAGCAGCCUACAGAACCGGGCAGAGGUGGACAAGGUGAAAGCACUGUUGAGCCACGACAGUGGCAGUGACCACCUGGCCUUUGUGCGGGCUGUCGCCGGCUGGGAGGAGGUGCUGCGUUGGCAGGACCGCAGCUCCAGGGAGAAUUACCUGGAGGAAAACCUGCUCUACGCACCUAGCCUGCGCUUCAUCCACGGACUCAUCAAGCAGUUCUCGGAGAACAUUUAUGAGGCCUUCCUGGUGGGGAAGCCCUCGGACUGCACCCUGGCCUCUGCCCAGUGCAACGAGUACAGUGAGGAGGAAGAGCUGGUGAAGGGCGUGCUGAUGGCCGGCCUCUACCCCAACCUCAUCCAGGUGAGGCAGGGCAAGGUCACCCGGCAGGGGAAGUUCAAGCCCAACAGCGUCACAUAUAGGACCAAAUCAGGCAACAUCCUGCUGCACAAGUCGACCAUUAACAGGGAGGCCACACGGUUGCGGAGCCGAUGGCUGACGUAUUUCAUGGCGGUCAAGUCCAAUGGCAGCGUCUUCGUCCGGGACUCCUCUCAGGUGCACCCGCUAGCUGUGCUGCUCCUGACCGACGGGGACGUGCACAUCCGCGAUGACGGGCGCCGGGCCACCAUCUCACUGAGCGACAGUGACCUGCUGCGGCUGGAGGGUGACUCGCGUACCGUGCGGCUGCUGAGGGAGCUGCGGCGGGCCCUGGGCCGCAUGGUGGAGCGGAGCCUGCGCAGCGAGCUGGCUGCACUUCCCCCCAGCGUGCAGGAGGAGCACGGGCAGCUGCUUGCGCUACUGGCAGAGCUGCUGCGAGGACCCUGUGGCAGCUUUGAUGUGCGCAAGACAGCUGAUGACUGAGCCCUGCUUUUGCUGGGGCUGUGUACAGAGUGCAAAUGUUUAUUUAAAAUAAAGUUCUAUUUAUCCCUUGUGA